AUGCUACAAUACUAUGUAUGCAACUAUAUGCAAUGCAAUGCAUACGUGUUUGCUAAAUGUAUAAUGUAUACAAUAUUGGAUAAGUUCAAAUCUAAGCUCUCUAAAUGGAAGGCCAGAUCUCUUUCUUUCUCCGGGAGAGUCACCUUGGCGAAAUCCGUUCUUGGCAGUCUUCCGGCAUACUUCUUAUCUAUAUUUGCUGCCCCCAAAUGUGUGCUCAAAAAGUUGGAAAGUAUUCGUAGAGAUUUUGUGUGGGGCUUUUCUGACUCGAAGAAAAAGCUAAGAUGGAUUAAAUGGGAUGGUAUUCUGAAAUCGAAAAAAAGAGGAGGGUUGGGCAUCGGAAAAUUAGCGGAUUUCAAUCUCGCUAUGUUGUCUAAAUGGUGGUGGAGGCAUAAAGCGGACCCGAAUCAGUUAUGGGCUAGAGUAAUUUCGUCCAUUCAUAGCAUCAAUUCGGGGAACUCGCUAAUUCCGUUGAACAAGAAUAUCCCGGGCUCUUGGAAAGAUAUUGGUAAUGCCGAUGCUUCGUUACUUUCGGAAGGAAUCAUAUUGGCUGAUAGUUUGAUUGAGGUGGAGGGUGUUUGGAAAUGGCGGACUUCUAAGGAUGCUCCUUUCUCGGUUAAGCAAGUGAGAGAAGACAUUGAAGCCGCUAGAUGGGUUAACAUGCCAAACGAGCCAAAACUUGACUGGAACAAUUGGGCUACGCCUAAAGGAAAUCAUCUCCUGUGGAGGGUCAUGCUCGGAAGAGUUGCUUCAAGAGUGGGAUUAGCUCGAAGGGGGAUUCCGAUUGCCGAUAUCGGCUGUCCUCGCUGCGGUUUAGAGGCGGAAUGCCCGGAUCACAUUUUUCUGAAGUGUUUGUGGUCCAGGUCAAUUUGGUGGAAUAUUUUGGCAUGGAUCCGUAUUAGUUUCCCGGCGGAUUGUGACUCGUUUUCGGACCUUAUUAAGCAUAUUAAAGAGAGUCCGGGCAGCAAGGUGUGGAAGCGGCUUGUGCAUACCAUCAUUAUCGCUACGACGUGGAGAAUUUGGAGCGCGAGAAAUGCUAUGGUCUUCGAUGGGAGUUUUAUCCCUAUUAUGAAGACGGUCGAAUUGAUUAAAGAAGACUCCUUUCUUUGGAUCAAUAUUAGAGCGAGGAUCAAGAAACCGGUUUGGGAAGAUUGGGUCCGAUUCGAUGUGUUAGAGCUUUUGUAA
Molecule: messenger RNA, 1182 nt
Organism: Helianthus annuus (common sunflower)
Lineage: Eukaryota; Viridiplantae; Streptophyta; Magnoliopsida; Asterales; Asteraceae
Exons: 2
Coding region: 1-1182 (393 amino acids)
Source: RefSeq, a predicted model, not a curated record